This is a messenger RNA of Diaporthe batatas, 1983 nucleotides long. RefSeq lists its product as uncharacterized. NCBI's taxonomy places the organism in Eukaryota, Fungi, Ascomycota, Sordariomycetes, Diaporthales, Diaporthaceae. The coding region runs from base 157 to 1983 and encodes 608 amino acids. The transcript has 2 exons. The record is from RefSeq and is a predicted model, not a curated record.
CUGACGCCUGCGAACAUAGAUAGGCGCGGGGGCCGCCGUCGAUUCCCCUUGAGGUCCACGAUCCUGACAUCGCCUGUCCAGUGCAUCCCGAGUGCACGUCCGCCAGCAACCUCGCUCGAUUCCACUGAGUGUGACAGGCCAUUUGGUGCAAGCAAGAUGGCGGCGUUAAGAUGGCAGAAGAGAUUGUACGCGGCAAUGCUAGCUACACUUCUGGCUGCGACACAGGAGGCUCAAGCUGCGGUCACAAAUUCAUCCGCCACAGCGACCUCGCGGGCACCACUGCCCACUGGAGGCUCCGGACAUGACAAACCCUGCGAGAUUGCGGCCGGGUCAGUGAUGAUCUGGGAUUGGAGAUCUCCCGUCACAGCGGGGACUGUGACACACACGAUCGUGCCGCACAUCACAGCGUACCCAAAUGGAAGCUCUGUAACCAAUAACCAGACAGUCAUGACGACUUUACCCACCACUGUCAGCACCAACAGCACAAUGGUUGUCAGUGGCUUCACAAUGACAUACCCGUCGAUAUGGGCUCAAUACUCCUACAUCGCCUUCUCAGACUGUGCGGUCAGCACCAGCACAGAGACACGGGGAGGAUACACAGUAACAUCAACCGAUACCGCUGCGGAACCGUCCUGGACCAGCACCACAACGAUGUCUGAGGAUCUGCAAAGGUUCACCAUUCAGAGCGGAAUCCACUUCAAAAUGCCGGCUACAGUGGACCCUGCGCGGUUCUUUUAUCGAGCUGAGGGCUGGGACUACGACGACAACAACCCUUCCACGGUCACAGCGCCGCUGCUCGAGUACUUGAACAGCCUGGAGACGGUACGCGAGCAGGCGGAGGGCCAAGAUCUGAGUACGUGUAUCUUCGCGAGUUGUGCACCCACGGCCGUCGGGCACAGUAUGGUGUCAGCCACCGUAUUAGUGGAAUCGACCACAGUCGGUCCGGCCGUGUACUACAACGCUCCUACUGAGGACCCAGUCCCAGCGCUGCCGAUCAGCACACCCAAGACGACCUCGCCCACGACACAACCGCCACCGCCACCGGCUUCGACGUCCGGAAAUGAGCUACCCACCGGAAGUGAGCCACCCACCGAGCAGCAGUCACCACCAUUGCAGGCGCCCGACAGCCCCGAGGUGCGACCUCCGAACCAGGGCUCGGUGAGCUCGGUGAGCUCGGUGGAGGUUGUCAUUAUUUCUACAGGGGGCUCAGGGGAUGUGGCAGUGCCGGAGACGACCUUCGUCCGCACGACGACCCUUGACGGUCAAGCGCAGGAACAGACUGUAGUCUCACCAGCGCCAGUCGCCAACUCACCACCGGGAGAGGUAACCCUUAUACGGGAGGUCACCUCGAAUGGGCAGACACUCACGGAGACUGUCAUUUCUGUUUCUGCUCCUCCACCCACCAAAGUGUCAGAAGAGACUAUCGUGACAAUAGUCACUGGGGCCAAUGGGGCCGAAUCAACCCUGACCUUGGUUUCCGUCGCGCCCGACGUCGCCCCUCGGCCGUCCGAGGUGACGCUUGUCACAACGGCGACAGUGGACGGAAACCCGACGGUUCAGACCAUCGUCUCCCUCGCUGGCGCAAACCAAGGCGGCAACGACUCAGAAGGAGGGGUCACCGCGGGGCCCGGUGGCCAAGCCCUGGCGACAACAACCAGGACUAUCGUCUCCAAUGGGCAGACUUAUGUGCAGACCAUUAUCUCACCUGUGGAGACCGCCAGCUCGCCUGAGGAGACCACAUUUGUCAGGACGUCCACCUCGGGGGGUACGACACUAGUGCAGACCGUUGUAUCACGACUUGGUGGCGGUGCUGAUGGCGACGAAAAUGGCGUGGGCUCGACGCCAUCGGCCACAGGUGAUGCGGCGAGCUCGGAUUAUACCGGACCUGCUGUAUCGAACGGGGGAUUCAGACUCGAUGGUUCAGGGAAGGGCUUGGCGGGUUCGGUUGCGAUCAUUGCAGUUGGACUCAUCCUCGACUUGUAG